AUGCAUUGUGAUUCAUCCCGCCUUGGUGUUGUUGUUGCUUAUACACCUCCUCUCCGCCACCCUGCCUGCCUUCUCUCCGCCGCCCUGCCUGCCUUCUCUCCGCCAUCCCGCCUGCCUUCUCUCAGCCACCCUGCCUGCCUCCUCUCCGCCAUCCUGCCUGCCUUCUCUCAGCCACCCUGCCUGCCUCCUCUCCGCCACCCUGCCUGCCUUCUCUCCGCCACCCUGCCUGCCUUCUCUCCGCCACCCUGCCUGCCUCCUCUCCGCCACCCUGCCUGCCUUCUCUCCGCCACCCUGCCUGCCUUCUCUCAGCCACCCUGCCUGCCUCCUCUCCGCCACCCUGCCUGCCUUCUCUCCGCCACCCUGCCUGCCUCCUCUCCGCCAUCCUGCCUGCCUUCUCUCAGCCACCCUGCCUGCCUCCUCUUCGCCAUCCUGCCUGCCUUCUCUCCGCCACCCUGCCUGCCUUCUCUCCGCCACCCUGCCUGCCUCCUCUCCGCCACCCUGCCUGCCUCCUCUCCGCCACCCUGUCCGCCUCCUCUCCGCCACCCUGCCUGCCUCCUCUCCGCCACCCUGCCUGCCUCCUCUCCGCCACCCUGUCCGCCUCCUCUCCGCCACCCUGCCUGCCUUCUCUCCGCCACCCUGCCUGCCUCCACUCCGCCACCCUGCCUGCCUCCUCUCCGCCACCCUGCCUGCCUUCUCUCCGCCAACCUGCCUGCCUUCUCUCAGCCAACCUGCCUGCCUUCUCUCAGCCACCCUGCCUGCCUUUUCUCCGCCAACCUGCCUGCCUUCUCUCCGCCAACCCGCCUGCCUUCUCUCCGCCACCCUGCCUGCCUCCUCUCCGCCACCCUGCCUGCCUUCUCUCCGCCACCCUGCCUGCCUCCUCUCCGCCACCCUGCCUGCCUCCUCUCAGCCACCCUGCCUGCCUUCUCUCCGCCAACCUGCCUGCCUUCUCUCCGCCAACAGUCCUGUCUUCUCUCAGCCAACCUGUCUGCCUUCUCUCCGCCAACCUGCCUGCCUUCUCUCGGCCACCCUGCCUGCCUCCUCUCAGCCAACCUGCCUGCCUUCUCUCAGCCAACCUCCCUGCCUUCUCUCAGCCAACCUGCCUGCCUCAAAAAGACUCUAGAACAUAAACAUCGGGAUCUCCCAAGCCUCGUUCUAGCACGACACGGGGAUUUCCCAAGCCUCGUUUUGGCAUGA
Messenger RNA from Haliotis rufescens (red abalone), 1194 nucleotides. Its product is annotated as proline-rich extensin-like protein EPR1. NCBI's taxonomy places the organism in Eukaryota, Metazoa, Mollusca, Gastropoda, Lepetellida, Haliotidae. Bases 1 to 1194 code for a protein of 397 amino acids. The transcript is spliced from 2 exons. The record is from RefSeq and is a predicted model, not a curated record.